This is a messenger RNA of Calypte anna (Anna's hummingbird), 675 nucleotides long. RefSeq names its product spermatogenesis associated 46 (gene SPATA46). Gene Ontology annotation, biological process: fertilization. Lineage: Eukaryota; Metazoa; Chordata; Aves; Apodiformes; Trochilidae. The coding region runs from base 7 to 675 and encodes 222 amino acids. The transcript has 2 exons. The record is from RefSeq and is a predicted model, not a curated record. Gene Ontology annotation, cellular component: nuclear membrane.
UACAGCAUGGGUACCAUGGCUCAGGAGCCACGGGGGGGCUGCACAAGGGUGAUGGAUAGCUCUGCCCUGCCUACUGAUUCCCCCGGGGACAUGUCCUCUGGCAGUAGGACACAAAACCUGGAGGUCCUCUGCCCUUGGGGCCCUGCCAGCCUGCCUGGAACCCUUGGCUCACUGCAGACUCUUUCUUCAGCAGCCCCACCAAGCAGUGUGCUCCCUGUCCACACCUGCACCGUGUACCGGCCCUGGUUCUCACCCUACAGCUUCUUCAUGUGCACCCCAGGAGUCACCCAGCACUACCGGGGCAGCCUCACCUCCAGACUCACCUCCAGCACCCAGGACCCCGAGGAGCCCGACGACCUCUCAGAGAUCAUCUGCUCUUCCUCUGACUCCUCGGGGAAAUCCCAGCACCCGGAGAAGGAGAGGCAGGACAAAAGCAGAGCCAGCAUCACCGUCCGGGAGCUCCUCGGGGCAUCCCGGCAGCAGCGGGGGUGCCGGCAGGGCUAUCAGUGCCUGUCCUGCUGCCGCAUCUUCCCCACCCUCUGGUCCCUCAAAACCCACAUCGAACACAGCUCCCAGGAGGGUUACAGCUGCAAGGUGUAUUACCGCAGGCUCAAAGCCUUGCGGGAAAAGGAGCAGCAGGAGCGGGAGGCUGCAGCCCGCAAGGUGCCGGUGUAA